GCUAGCCAUAAAACUCAGUGUAGAGGCGCAACGACCCUGACGGGGAAGCGCAUUUUCUGGACCAAACCUAAAGGACGAGGCGGUUUCCCAAACUCGGCAGGCCAAGAUUGUCAACAGAGAUGUCUUUCAUAUUUGACUGGAUCUACAAGAGCUUCAGUAGUGUCCUGCAGUUAUUAGGGUUGUACAAGAAGACCGGGAAGCUGGUUUUCCUCGGACUGGACAACGCUGGAAAAACAACCCUCCUGCAGAUGCUCAGAGACGACAGGCUGGGACAGCAUAUGCCAACACUGUACCCAACAUCUGAGGAGCUGACCAUAGCUGGGAUGACGUUCACCACGUUCGACCUUGGAGGCCAUACGCAAGCUCGAAGGAUCUGGAAGAAUUACUUCCCAGCGAUAAACGCGAUAGUCUUCAUGGUGGACUGCGCUGAUCAUGAGCGUCUGGCGGAGGCUAAAGCUGAACUGGAUGCGCUGUUAACGGACGAAACCAUCGCCAACAUCCCGGUUCUCGUCCUGGGCAAUAAGAUAGACCGCGCAGAAGCCAUCAGCGAGGAUGCGCUCAGAGGGAUGUUUGGCCUGCACGGACACACAACUGGAAAGGGUAAAGUGUCACUGAAGGAGCAGAAUUUGAGGCCGUUGGAGGUGUUCAUGUGCAGCGUGCUGAAGAGACAAGGCUAUGGAGAAGGUUUCCGCUGGCUUUCUCAGUAUAUCGAGUGAUUGUGGAGUUUUUUUUUGUUUAAUUUAUUUUUUUUAAACAGCAUUAAUUGGACUUUUACGCUGCCUGUACACACAGCAAUGUGUUUCACAGAAAACUAUCCGCAGAGUACGCAUAGGUUCGAUUAAAUACGCCAUUUCUGGCUCUUUGACUGCAAGUCAUAAACGUAAACAUAUAUUUUUCUUAUAUUAUUGUAUGAACAUAAAUGUCCCACUGCACAUCACAGUUACUGAUGUUUUCUCCUCUGAUUGAGUGCAGAGACAACUUGUCGCGCUGCAUUGCUGCCUUUUUAAACGAAAAAAAAAAGCAUGUAGGAUAAUAAUGCUGUGACCCGGUGUCAGAGCUGGGCUUAUAUUUGGCUGCUGGUGUUGACUUACUGUAAAGGGCACUUUAAGCUGACAUUACAUGGUGGAAAUUGUAUAGCUAAUCUGUUGUUAUACAGAACUAAGUAUGAAAAUUGUUGCAAAUUGUGUUCAUAUUUACACAGUAGCUGUAACUGCUACCUCCACAUUUACUGAAUUAUCUACUGAUCCACUGUGGAGAGCUUAUGACCGCAGAAUACUAAAUGAAUGCCACCAUGAGCGCAUCAAGUGCCUUUUUUUGUCAUGAUAAACUUUUCUCAGUAUGCCUGACUGCUGAACAACCGCAGCACAGCUGCUUCGGCAUUAAUGUGACAAACCUGUCGUUUAACGCAGCAAAGAUGCAAAACUUCGAUGAUGGGUAACUGCUGCAGAAUAACCUGAGUACUUUAUGAUUUGUUGCUGCUCACAAUGUGCAGUGAUUCUAUGAGAGUACUCGGCUUGCACUUGAAUCUUUAAAAUUAUGCACAUUUACAGGAAGCAACAGAGCAAUAGGUACAUUUAUAUUUUUUUGUGUGUAAAGUAUCUUAUUUAUACUUGGGAUAGAUAGUCUUAUCUCUGUGUUAUAAAUGUUGCACUGAGACACAAGGUGAAGUCUGUUGCAAAUCGAUGUGAUUCUAGAGAGACGUGUGUGACAAUGUAGCACAUUAAAUACUUUUAACAAUCGUC
Fundulus heteroclitus (mummichog) is the source of this 1742-nucleotide messenger RNA. RefSeq names its product secretion associated, Ras related GTPase 1Ab (gene sar1ab). The record is from RefSeq and is a predicted model, not a curated record. The coding region runs from base 120 to 716 and encodes 198 amino acids. Gene Ontology annotation, molecular function: GTPase activity; GTP binding. Gene Ontology annotation, cellular component: endoplasmic reticulum exit site; COPII vesicle coat. The transcript has 7 exons. Gene Ontology annotation, biological process: membrane organization; endoplasmic reticulum to Golgi vesicle-mediated transport; intracellular protein transport. NCBI's taxonomy places the organism in Eukaryota, Metazoa, Chordata, Actinopteri, Cyprinodontiformes, Fundulidae.